Messenger RNA from Stereum hirsutum FP-91666 SS1, 2106 nucleotides. RefSeq lists its product as uncharacterized. The coding region runs from base 349 to 2106 and encodes 585 amino acids. NCBI's taxonomy places the organism in Eukaryota, Fungi, Basidiomycota, Agaricomycetes, Russulales, Stereaceae. The record is from RefSeq and is a predicted model, not a curated record. The transcript has 9 exons.
CAACCUCUUGCUUCAGCUGAUCGGAUGCCGUGAACUACCUCUGGUGCAGCUCACAGCUAAUGACAUCUGGGAUAAAGGGCUUGCUGGUCCUGACAAUGGCUGGAAAGGAGAGAUGACGCGACUAGGACCGCGGACCGCCCCCUUUCAGACGCCUCACUUUUCUCUGUCCAGCGUGAACCUCGCGUUGGCUAUGGGCAUAUUUAUAGAUAUAUAUAUCGUCCCUGAGGCUGGACGACGAAAUCCAAUGUCUUCCGCUGCUCUUUUCUUCGACUGAUACUCUGCCUCUUGCCCGUUCUCUCUUCGUAAAAAUCUCGUCAAGAAGGUCCUGGACGUGAGGAUGAAUAUGGGAUGGGCAGGAUGGAUUGGACGUUGGAUGAACCUCUCGAUCUCGCCCCCUCCGACCAGUGGGACGCGAACCCACGUUCUCCCUCUCCCGAUGCUCUCGAACGCGAAAUAACCUUUCCUGGCCUUGGCGUCUGCAUCCCCUCCGGCUCUCGUCCCUCGACGCCAGAGCUAAGCGCUGCCGGUUCCGAUUCAGAUCCAGUCUCGUCCUCGCCUGCAUCUGUGUUCACCCCGCUAUCCCCAUUCAUGCCAUUUUCGUCUGCGUUCUCCGCCACGUCCGUGUCGAUGGAAAGCAGGAUGGACGAGCCUGCGUAUCCGCUCCUCGACUGUACUUCGCUCUCUCGAGUCGACCAUCGUCUGGCUCUAGACACGGACGGGGAAGGCGCCACAUCGAUGUAUGCACAGGAUAUCUCUGUCUCGUAUCCGUUCGAAGGGAACUGUCAACAAAGCCAGGCACAAGCGCACACCCUAACGCUCGAAACAAAUACAAACCCUUCUCCCGACAUUCAUCGUACUCAUCCCUCGAUUCUCAGCUUGCCACCCGCCUCCUUUUCCCUCCCUGCCUCCACUAGACCCACACCCGCUGCGAAGUCUAAAAAGAGCACGACCAAGAAGGCAGGGUCGGGUGCGACGAGUAAUCGUGUUCACGACUUGGGUAGGAGGAUCAAAGAGAGGAGAGGAGUCGUGGAUGUGGGUGGUGCUGGUGGGGGCGGGGCUUGUGCUGAUGCUGGGACUGGUGCCGGUUCUGUUAGUGUUGUUAGCAGGGCUGGUGGUCGCAACUAUGCCGGUGCUAGCAAAUGGAAUGGAGGUCUAUCAGGGUUAGGAAGGAAAACGAAGAGAGGCGCUCGGGGGAAGUUCGUCUCGAACACUACGAAGACAAAGGAGAGACUCGUUACGGGAUUGGGGUCGGGAUUGAGGUCAGGUUCGGGUUUUAGUUCGGGUAGAGCUUUGGAAGUGGGACGGGGAUGUGACGAGCGUGUAUCAGAGGAUGCUUCGCAGCUCGUUGACCAUGAUCCAAUCGCGAUGGCCGACGCACUAUCGCAGGCAUCGUAUCCAUCCAUCGAGCAGCACGAACGUGCGGAGGAUUUGGCUGCAGAUGUAGGUGCCGGCAGUGGUGUGGCGAGUACCAGUGGGAGGAAGUCGAGGGAGAAGGCGUUUAAAUGUCCGUUAGUUGACAAGCUCGUUCAUUUGAAGCUUUGCCCUUCGAGCUUCGAGCUUCGAGAUCCGCGCUUCGAGACAGAAUAUAUGCCUCACAAAGAGGACAUGCAUAGCGAUCUGUUCGUGGCGCGAUGUGUAUAUCCGUAUCUCUCAGUCGAUAUAUCCGACGGGCGUGAGGUGACGCUCUGUGACUUCAUCUCUGGUCGCAGUCGCGAGUCUGUCGAUGCGUAUAUGCGCUCGAUUCGAUGUAAGAUGUACCCGGCUGAGGAACGGACGGGGACGAUCAAUCGAUCCUUUCCAAUUCCAUGGUGGGUGAUGGAGCUAGAGCGGUGUGGUGACACACGAUCGUUCCGUGGUCAUGUCGAGUGCGUCGAGGUAGAAAGAGCGAGACACACUAUGUUGCGUGAAGUCCUACCUGAACCCAAACGGUCUCAAAUAUCACCUCGAAAAAGGAACGUGUACCGUCCCCGACCUCGGGCGUCAUUCCCUGCACCGGGUACUUCCUCGACGAUCGCCCCGAAUUCUUUCUCUACGAUUGCCAUGGACUGGAACGGUAUCCCCGCCGCCCCUGUCGCCACCCACAUUGCUCAAUGUCCUAGCACAUAG